Ceratosolen solmsi marchali is the source of this 1249-nucleotide messenger RNA. RefSeq names its product wunen (gene wun). Gene Ontology annotation, cellular component: plasma membrane. NCBI's taxonomy places the organism in Eukaryota, Metazoa, Arthropoda, Insecta, Hymenoptera, Agaonidae. The transcript has 6 exons. The coding region runs from base 14 to 859 and encodes 281 amino acids. Gene Ontology annotation, molecular function: phosphatidate phosphatase activity. Gene Ontology annotation, biological process: signal transduction; phospholipid metabolic process; phospholipid dephosphorylation. The record is from RefSeq and is a predicted model, not a curated record.
UAUUACAGUGGGAAUGACAGUUCUGAUUUUAUAUCAUUACGCCAAACCAUAUGAGCGUGGUUUUUUCUGCAACGACGAGAGCCUCAAUCAUCCUUUCCACAUAUCUACGGUCACGAGUCCAAUGCUCUACGUCACCGGUGUUUUCCUUCCAAUAUGUACGAUACUAUUAUUUGAAUAUAAUUAUUCAAAGAAUAUACCCGAUACUUCGUCGCUUGUAAUCUUUGGUUACACUAUACCGCUUUGGGUGUACAUGGCUUAUUCAAAGAUCGGCGUAUUUGGUUUUGGAGCUGGCAUUACCGCUCUUACAACAGAUAUAGCCAAAUACACAGUAGGCCGUUUGCGGCCACAUUUUAUGACUCUUUGCAAGCCGAAUAUCGAUUGUACGCAGGCAGAAAACCAGCAUCGAUAUUUUGAGAAUUUCACUUGUACAGCAAUAGGCGUAUCAGACAAACUUUUGAAGGAACUUAGACUAUCCUUUCCGUCAGGACAUUCAUCUUUUUCAGCGUAUACAAUGAUCUAUCUAGCACUGUAUUUGCAAUUGAGAUUAACAUGGAAAGGUAGUAAAUUACUUCGACAUUUCUUGCAAUUUAUUUGCAUAAUGAUGGCGUGGUUUACAGCGAUGACUCGAAUUUCGAACUAUAAACAUCAUUGGAGUGAUGUGCUUGCUGGUUCUACUAUUGGCACAGUCAUCGCUUUUAUCAUGGUUUUUGUUGUAGCCGAUCUAUUUAAAGAACAACGAUUGGCUGGUGGCUGUACAUAUAAACAACAGCAAAGCGAGGAAAAAACGACAGAAUAUGAGGGCGCCGCUCCUUCGCACCACAUGCAGGUGAAUAAUGGCACGGACAAUCGCAUUUGCUGACUUAAUAAGUUCGCUCUUUGCUUGCUACCACUCGAGGGCUCUUAAAUUUGUGCGCAUCGACCCGAUCAUUAGUGUGUACCCGACUGAAUUCCAUCUUUUUAUUUCCGUUGAUAAUGUCAGGAUACAAUAAUUUAUUUAUUUGUGAACAUUUAACCAUGGGAAAAGCUUAUUGUAUAAAGUAACCGAUUUGCAUUUAGACGUUAGCUAAUUCCUAUGGAAUCAUUCGUUCAAGCAAUAAUGUAUGCUCUUGUGUUUGUACACUUGCUUCAUUUAUUCAACAAUUAAUAUAUUCCAAUUCUUGAAUUAAGCUUAAAAAGUGAUGUAUACAUUAUAUUAAGAAAUAUUUAGAGCCUGCUUGAAGCUUUUCAAAAAGUUUUAAACUAUUCAUUU